AUGAACGGCCCAGGAUACUAUGAGUUAUACAGACGAAGUGCUAUCGGUACCUCUUUGACUGAUGCGUUGGACACGUUGAUUUUGGACCAGAAGAUCCAGCCACAAUUGGCUAUGAGUGUCUUGAGCAACUUUGACAGAGUGGUUUCGGAAAAUUUAAAGGAGCAGACCAAGUCUAAGUUGACGUUUAAGGGCCAUUUGCACACGUAUCGUUUCUGUGACGAUGUGUGGACCUUCAUCAUCAAGGAUGUGAACAUCAAGCUAGAGACCAACGAAACCGUCACUGUGGACAAGUUCAAGAUCGUGGCGUGUAACUCUAAGAAGGCCGGUGAUGCGUAAUACCUGCCUACUGUCCCGCCGGCUGGAGAUGCCGACAGAUGCAAACCCUCAGAUAUCAGUAGGAUAUUGAUUCGAGUGACCGCAUUCCAAGGCGUGCCCAAGAUGGCCACCGAUGGGAAUGCUUGUAGAGCCAACAUUUUCUUUUUUUUUUAUGUCAUGUCUACAUAUCUAAUACAUC
Molecule: messenger RNA, 514 nt
Organism: Babjeviella inositovora NRRL Y-12698
Lineage: Eukaryota; Fungi; Ascomycota; Pichiomycetes; Serinales
Gene: TOA2
Product: transcription initiation factor IIA subunit gamma
Exons: 2
Coding region: 1-336 (111 amino acids)
Biological process (GO): RNA polymerase II preinitiation complex assembly; transcription initiation at RNA polymerase II promoter
Cellular component (GO): transcription factor TFIIA complex
Molecular function (GO): RNA polymerase II general transcription initiation factor activity; TBP-class protein binding
Source: RefSeq, a predicted model, not a curated record